GAACAAUUCCCACAACUUAAAGGAGUUGUUGCAGACUUUGAUGAAAAAAAGUUGGUUGUCCAUUUCUGAAAUGGGGUCAAACAAGUGCUCUCAAUACAACCAACUAAAAGAGCUAAUUCUUGGCAAGCAUGAGGGAGACAUCUAAGAAACUGGAGUACGCAAUAAAUGGUCUUGUUUCAGAGGUGGAGCAUAUAAAAGAGGUUGUGGAUGAAAAGUUUGGAGAUCUUAAAGUAAAGAUAGAAAUACUUUCUAAGAAAGUAGAUGUCUUGUUGAAGAACAAAAAGAAAAGGAUACACAAAAACACACAUGCAACCGAGGAGGCGGAGGAUGAGGAGGGAGACGUAGAGGAUGAGCAGGGGGAGGAAGACGAUGAAGAAGAGGAGGUGGUGGGGGACUUGGAGGAUGAGAAUGAGGGGGAGGAGGAAGACAGUGGUCAUGCAGAGUCUAAGAAAGAGGUGGAGGUGGAAUUGGAAGAGGAUGAAGAGACCAUUAGACAAAGAAACUGUCGAAAAUGGUCGAGGGUCGUAGAUGGUGGAGAAGCGUUAGAGGAAAAGGAAACUAAACUUCUGAUUUCAUCACCACUCGGCGGGACCCAAAUGGAGGAGUAUUCGCAAACAAAUUUGGAAAAAGCAACAUCUGAGAUGCAAGCGGUAAUUAUUGGGGGACAAUUUUUUUAUAUAAGAGCAUGAACAAUGGCAAGUAGAGAAAUGAAAUGACACACGCUGACGUGGCAUAUUUUAACCAAUAAGAAACAGUCUAGUCAUUG
Messenger RNA from Cuscuta campestris, 766 nucleotides. Lineage: Eukaryota; Viridiplantae; Streptophyta; Magnoliopsida; Solanales; Convolvulaceae. The record is from the annotation of a GenBank genome assembly.